AAUUGAAACAAAAUGAAAAAAAAAAAAAAAAAAAACUAACAAACUUUUAGAUUAUACAGCAACAUAAAAUAUUACUAGUAAAAUAUUAUGCUAAAAAUUAAAAUCGUUGAAGCGCUGAGCCUGCAGGCCAACUUUGUUCUGAACAUGUGUGUAGCCAGUGUAGGUAGUUGCUCACCACUAAACUAAACUAGUCUACUGCAUUUGCAUCAACAAUCUGCAUUUGGUUUUGCUCCCAAAUUGCACAAUUCUUGGGCUGCCGAAAAGAAUGAGCUUGAAGCUUCUGUGCCGCUCCAAAUUGAAGUUUGAUUUAUGCGUCUGCAUUUGCACACUCACAAUCCUCUUGCCGUCCAGCUUGGUGCAGUGCCAAUUGGAUCAAUUCACUCCGCCGUCUUUUGGAUCUCCCACACAACUAGCUUACGCCGGUCUUUAUAAUCUCACCUCCGCUAUUCUCUCCAGCAAACUUGUUCAAGAUUACAGCUUUUGCAUCCAGAAUACGGAAGGUGAAUGGAAUACAGCUUUCAAUUAUUCGUCGGAUUUGAGUUUCUUGACCGCUUGCAUCGCCAAAACUGGAGAUGUUACUCAACGCUUCUGCACAGCAGCUGAAGCUGAAAUAUAUUUUGGUAACUUGAAAAGUGGAGGGAAUUCCCUGAAGUUUAACAGGAACUGUAAUUCCUCCCAUUGGGCGGAAGGGUGUGAGCCGGGAUGGGCAUGUGGCCUAGACAACGAUGCUCCGGUUGACCUAAAGAAUUCCCGAGAUAUACCACCAAGAGGUUCUGACUGUGAUGCAUGUUGCGAGGGCUUCUUUUGCCCUCAAGGCCUCACUUGCAUGAUGCCCUGCCCAUUGGGUUCCUAUUGCCCACUUGCUACAUUGAAUGCAGAAACAGGGAGAUGCGACCCAUACACUUACAAACUUCCAGCAGCAAUGCCGAAUCAUACUUGUGGUGGUGCAAACAUGUGGGCAGAUGCUCGCACAAACAGCGAGGUUUUCUGUUCUGCUGGUUCUUACUGUCCAACAAGUAUCGAGCAGUUGCCAUGUAGCGACGGGAAUUACUGUCCGAAAGGCUCGACUGACGAGAAGCGGUGCUUCAGGUUGACUACAUGUAAUUCCAAAUCAGAGAGUCAAAAUAUUCAUGCAUACGGAGUUAUGCUCAUCGCUGCAUUAAGUACUCUUCUACUAAUCAUAUACAAUUGCUCCGACCAAAUUAUUACUACACGAGAAAGAAGGUAUGCAAAAUCAAGGGAAGCAGCUGCAAGAACUGUGAAGGAGAAAACACAAGCACGUGCGAGGUGGAAAGUGGCAAAAGAAGCUGCUAAAAAGCAUGCCAUUGAAUUACACUCUCAACUUUCUGGCAGAUUCUCCAAGAAGACCAUGCCAAAUCCAGAUCAAGUUAAAAUAUUGAACGAUGUAGAAAGUGAAACAGCAGAUGACUCCGAGCUGUCUAGCGCUCAACCUGAAAGAAAGAGAACGGAAGCCAGCCAUUUGUUGGGCAUACCACAUGGAAAGGAAGAUAGCUACAGUAGUAGUUUUGAUGCUUCUAAUUCCGAGCAUAGGAAUACAAACAUCAAGAAGAAAAUUCCAAAAGAGAAAGAAAUUCAUACACGCAGUCAGAUUUUCAAAUAUGCGUAUUCACAGCUCGAAAGAGAGAAAGCUCAGCAGCAGCGAAACAAGAACCUUACCUUCUCUGGUGUGAUUUCAAUGGCAACAAACAGUGACACCAGGAAAAGGCCUCUGAUCGAGAUUGCUUUCAGAGACCUAAAUGUUAGUCUCAAAGGAAAACAUAAAACUCUGUUGAGAUCUGUCACUGGGAAGAUAAAACCUGGCCGCAUAACUGCCAUCAUGGGCCCAUCGGGAGCUGGAAAAACAACUUUUCUUUCUGCUCUGGCUGGAAAAGCAGUCGGAUGCAUGGUUGAUGGCAUGAUUUUAGUGAAUGGGAAGGCAGUUUCUAUCCACUCUUAUAGGAGAAUCAUUGGUUUUGUGCCACAAGAUGAUAUUGUGCACGGAAAUCUGACUGUGGAGGAAAAUCUAUGGUUUAGUGCACGAUGCAGACUAUCUGCAGAUUUACCAAAGCCGGACAAGGUUCUUAUCGUUGAAAGGGUCAUUGAAUCCUUGGGAUUGCAGGCAAUACGCGGUUCCUUAGUUGGAACUGUGGAGAAACGAGGUAUCUCUGGAGGCCAGAGGAAACGUGUGAAUGUUGGUAUUGAGUUGGUGAUGGAACCAUCAUUGUUGUUCUUGGACGAACCCACCUCUGGGUUGGAUAGCUCGUCUUCCCAACUACUUCUUCGAGCAUUAAGGCGAGAAGCACUGGAAGGGGUAAAUAUCUGCAUGGUUGUCCACCAACCAAGCUACACAUUGUUUCGGGAGUUUGACGAUUUGAUACUUCUAGCAAAGGGAGGCCUUACUGUCUAUCAUGGACCCGUGAAAAGGGUCGAAGAAUAUUUUUGUGGUCUUGGCAUCGUUGUUCCAGAGCGUGUCAAUCCUCCAGACUACUUUAUUGACAUUUUGGAGGGGAUGGUAAAAGCGAGCUCAAGCUCUGACGUAAGUUACAUGGAACUUCCAGUUAGGUGGAUGCAACAUAAAGGUUAUCCUAUUCCUCCAGAUAUGAGAACUAGUGCUACUGCUGGAUCUACUAUGUCGGCUAUCAACAUUGAUGAUCAUAGUCAUGACUUUGACGAUUCUGUCGUGGAGGAACAAUCCUUUGCUGGGGAAGUGUGGCAAGAUGUUAGAGCAAAUGUGGAGAGGAAGCGUGAUGCCAUAAGACACAACUUCCUGAGGUCAACAGACUUAUCCUACCGAAGAACCCCAAGUGUUCUCCUGCAAUAUAAGUACUUCGUUGCUCGGGUUGGUAUGCAGCGACUGCGAGAGGCAAAAACACAAGCAGUAGAUUAUCUGAUCCUGUUGAUUGCCGGAGCUUGCUUGGGCUCGCUCACCAAAGCGAAUGAUGAAACCUUUGGUUUUAGUGCUUAUACGUAUACGAUUAUUGCUGUUUCUCUCCUUUGCAAGAUCGCGGCUUUGAGGUCGUUUUCUCAGGACAAGUUACAAUACUGGAGGGAAAGUGCUUCUGGCAUAAGCAGCCUAGCCCAUUUUGUGUCCAAGGACACCGUUGACAUGUUCAAUACACUUAUAAAACCCGUCGUCUAUCUCUCAAUGUUUUAUUUCUUCAGCAUUCCACGGUCAUCCUUUGCAUUCAACUAUGUCGUCCUGCUGUGCCUCGUUUAUUGUGUAACCGGUAUUGCAUAUGCGUUGGCAAUCUUUCUUGAACCCGGUCCUUCUCAGCUGUGCUCAGUGCUGCUUCCUGUGGUGCUGACCCUCAUUGCGACUCAAGUGAAUGGAACCAACAUCGUGAAAGGCAUAGCGAACUUCUGUUAUCCGACGUGGGCUCUAGAAGCAUUCGUCAUUGCAAAUGCUGAGCAGUACUUUGGCGUGUGGCUUCUAACGCGUUGUGGGGCGCUGCUAAAGUACGGCUACAACGUGCAUCACUGGGCUCUCCGCCUAUCGUUCUUGAUCCUCUGUGGUGCAGCUUUCCGCGUCAUAGCUUUCAUUGGCAUGGUAACUUUCCAAAAGAGGUGAAGUUUUUCAAGGUAAGUUGUACACUGUGGUGAAUAGAAAGUCUUGGAAUACACGACUCCGAUUCUGAUUCCGACGCCGGAAGUGGCUUUCGGAAGAAGCAAAGCCGGCAUCUGGUCCUCACUGCACAUUGCUGAUGUUUACUUGUUUGAGAGAGGGCUGCAUGCAUGAUGUGAACCACACUGUUGUAUUGUGUAUGUGAUCUCAUCUCUUAGAAGAAUUUUGGAGUGUUUUGUAGAAAACCAAGUUGCAUGACGAGGAAAACCCAUAGUGUAUAUAUAUAUAUAUAUAUAGUGUGUAUUUAUUCAAGAUUGCAUUUUAGAAGAAUAUAUAGUGUGUAUCCAUUCAAGAUUGCAUUUAGAAGAAUAUAUAGUGUGUACAACUUAUGUUUUUAUAGUAUAAGACUGCAUUUAUUUUGAUGGAUAAA
Messenger RNA from Salvia miltiorrhiza (redroot sage), 3992 nucleotides. RefSeq names its product ABC transporter G family member 28-like. Gene Ontology annotation, molecular function: ATP binding; ATP hydrolysis activity; ABC-type transporter activity. The transcript has 14 exons. The record is from RefSeq and is a predicted model, not a curated record. Lineage: Eukaryota; Viridiplantae; Streptophyta; Magnoliopsida; Lamiales; Lamiaceae. The coding region runs from base 266 to 3568 and encodes 1100 amino acids.